Patella vulgata (common limpet) is the source of this 1236-nucleotide messenger RNA. Its product is annotated as zinc finger protein 239-like. Bases 72 to 1151 code for a protein of 359 amino acids. Gene Ontology annotation, molecular function: DNA-binding transcription factor activity; RNA polymerase II cis-regulatory region sequence-specific DNA binding. Lineage: Eukaryota; Metazoa; Mollusca; Gastropoda; Patellidae. Gene Ontology annotation, biological process: regulation of transcription by RNA polymerase II. The record is from RefSeq and is a predicted model, not a curated record. The transcript has 2 exons.
AUUGAACCUGACAAAGGACAGUUUACCAGGCAACCGACCGUUUACUGUAGCAGAAAUUUACAAACAAAAUAAUGGAAACUAAUGAUGUUAAAACAUUUCACCAGUGUGUUGUGUGUGAUGAGAUUUUUCAACAACUUGAUGAUUUAGAACAACACAAUAAAAUACAUAUUAAAAAAGAGAAAACUGAUGAUGUAGAUGAAUAUUGUCAUGUUAAAGAAGAUAAAACUGAUGAUGUAGAUGAAUAUUGUCAUGUUAAAGAAGAGAAAACUGAUGAUAUUGAAACUGUUUAUCAGUGUAAUUUGUGUGAUGAAGAAUUUAAAUCUGACAUUGAUUUAGAAAAACACUGUGAUAUACAUGUUAGUCAAGGGCAAACGGGAGAACGACCUUACCAGUGUGAUGUUUGUAGUAAAUCAUUUACUUUAAAUGGUGAUCUUAAGAGACACAUGAGAGUUCAUACUGGUGAAAAACCUUAUAGAUGUGAUGUUUGUGGUAAAUCAUUUACCAGUAGUGGUAAUCAACAGAAACACAUGAGAAUUCACACUGGUAAAAAACCUAUUGAAUGUGAUGUUUGUAGUAAAUCAUUUAGCCAGAAUGGUCAUCUACAGUCACACAUGAGAACCCAUACACGUGAAACACCUUAUAAAUGUGAUGUUUGUAGUAAAUCAUUUAGUGAGUAUAUUAGUCUACAGCAACACAUGAGAAUACAUAUUGGAGAUAAACCUUAUAAUAAAUGUGAUGUUUGUAGUGAAUCAUUUAGUAGUAAUGCUUAUCUACACUCGCACAUGACAACACAUACGGAAGAAAGACCCUAUACAUGUGGUAUGUGUAGUAAAUCAUUUUCUAGAGCUUAUAAUUUACAAGGACACAUGAGAAUACAUACAGGUGAGAAGCCAUUUAAAUGUGGUGUUUGUAGUCAAUCCUUCACCUUUAGUACUAAUCAACAGAGACACAUGAGAACGCAUACAGGUGAAAGACCUUAUAAGUGUGAUGUUUGUAGUAAAUCAUUUAAUCAAAGAAGUAAUCUACAAAUACACCUGAGAAUUCAUACAGGUGAAAAACCUUUUAAGUGUGAUGUUUGUGGUAAAUCAUUUACUGCAAGUAGUAAUCUACAACAACAUGUCAGGACACAUACAGGUGAAAAAAACUUAUAAAUGUGAUGUUUGUAGUAAAUCAUUUCCUAGAGCUUAUAACUUACAAGGACACGCGAGAAUUCAUACUGGUGGAAAACCUUUUAAA